Molecule: messenger RNA, 4556 nt
Organism: Trichechus manatus latirostris (Florida manatee)
Lineage: Eukaryota; Metazoa; Chordata; Mammalia; Sirenia; Trichechidae
Gene: BICRA
Product: BRD4 interacting chromatin remodeling complex associated protein
Exons: 15
Coding region: 108-4556 (1482 amino acids)
Biological process (GO): positive regulation of DNA-templated transcription
Cellular component (GO): SWI/SNF complex
Source: RefSeq, a predicted model, not a curated record
GCUGGCCCCCGAGAGGAUACUCCCCAAGUCCCCAGCUGGGGGCCCCGCGUAGACCUGGAGUGGACACCCCCUCCUUCCCUUCAUGAUUCGUGUGUAGCGCAGUGGCGAUGGAUGAUGAGGAUGGGAGAUGCUUACUAGACGUGAUUUGUGAUCCUCAGGCCCUCAAUGAUUUUUUACAUGGAUCCGAAAAGCUCGACAGUGAUGACCUCCUGGAUAACCCUGGGGAGGCCCAAAGUGCCUUCUACGAAGGUCCUGGGCUCCAUGUCCAAGAAGCUUCCGGCAACCACUUGAACCCAGAGCCCAGCCAGCCAGCGCCCAGCGUGGACCUCGACUUCCUGGAAGAUGACAUCCUGGGCUCGCCCUCGGCAGGGGGCGGCGGUGGGGGCGGCGGGGGUGCCGACCAGCCCUGUGACAUCCUCCAGCAGAGCCUCCAAGAGGCCAACAUCACCGAGCAGACGCUUGAGGCCGAGGCUGAGCUGGACCUGGGCCCCUUCCAGCUGCCCACCCUGCAGCCGGCAGAUGGCGGGGCAGGCCCAGCGGGCGCAGGAGGGGCAGCUGCCGUGGCUGCGGGGCCACAGGCCCUCUUCCCAGGCGGUACCGACCUGCUGGGGCUGCAGGCGCCACCCACUGUGCUGGCCCACCAGGCCCUGGUGCCACCCCAGGACGUAGUCAACAAGGCCUUGAGUGUGCAGCCGUUCCUGCAGCCCGUGGGCCUGGGAAACGUGACCCUGCAGCCCAUCCCAGGCCUCCAAGGCCUGCCCAAUGGUAGCCCUGGGGGUGCCGCAGCAGCCACACUCGGCCUGGCGCCCAUCCAGGUGGUGGGCCAGCCCGUCAUGGCGCUCAAUCCGCCUGCCUCCCAGCUCCUGGCCAAGCAGGUGCCUGUCAGCGGCUACCUGGCCUCGGCGGCCGGCCCCUCAGAGCCGGUAACCCUGGCAUCGGCUGGUGUCUCACCCCAGGGAGCCGGCCUGGUGAUUCAAAAGAACCUGCCCGCCGCCGUCGCCACCACACUCAACGGGAACUCUGUGUUUGGAGGGGCAGGGGCUGCCACAGCCGCAGCCGGCGGGGCACCCUCGGGGCAGCCGCUGGCGGUGACCCCCGGCCUGGGCGCUUCGCCACUGGUACCGGCGCCCAGCGUGAUCCUACACCGCACGCCCACGCCCAUCCAGCCCAAGCCUGCCGGCGUGCUGCCCCCCAAGCUCUACCAGCUGACACCCAAGCCCUUCGCGCCAGCGGGCGCCACACUGACCAUCCAGGGUGAGGCGGGGGGCCUCCCGCAGCAGCCCAAGGCCCCCCAGAACCUGACUUUCAUGACCGCGGGCAAGGCGGGCCAGAAUGUGGUUCUGUCGGGCUUCCCAGCGCCUGCCCUGCAGGCAAAUGUCUUCAAGCAGCCCCCUGCCACCACAACGGGGGCUGCCCCGCCUCAGCCGCCUGGGGCCCUGAGCAAGCCCAUGAGCGUUCACCUCCUGAACCAAGGCAGCAGCAUUGUCAUCCCCGCCCAGCACAUGCUGCCCGGCCAGAACCAGUUCCUGCUGCCUGGCACAUCGGCUGUCCAGCUGCCCCAGCCGCUAUCCGCCCUGCCGGCCAAUGUGGGUGGGCAGAUACUGGCGGCUGCGGCUCCCCAUGCGGGCGGACAGCUCAUCGCCAAUCCCAUCCUCACCAACCAGAACCUGGCCGGCCCCCUGAGCCUGGGGCCCGUGCUGGCCCCCCACUCCGGGGCCCACAGCACUGCUCACAUCCUCUCAGCCGCCCCCAUCCAGGUGGGCCAGCCAGCGCUCUUCCAGAUGCCUGUGUCUUUGGCCGCCGGCAGCCUGCCCACCCAGAGCCAGCCGGCCCCUGCGGGCCCUGCAGCCACCACCGUCCUCCAGGGCGUCACUCUGCCGCCUAGCGCUGUGGCCAUGCUCAACACCCCUGAUGGCCUGGUGCAGCCAGCCACCCCUGCCGCUGCCCCCGGGGAGGCCGCAUCCGUCCUUGCGGUACAGACGGCCCCCCAGGCAGCCCCCACCGUCAGCACGUCACUGCCUCUGGGCCUCCAACAGCCUCAGGCGCAGCAGCAGCCCCAACAGGCCCCAACCCCGCAGGCCGCCGCUCCACCUCAGGCCACCACCCCCCAGCCCAGCCCGGGCCUGGCAUCCAGCCCUGAGAAGAUUGUCCUGGGGCAGCCGCCCGCUGCCGCCUCCACAGCCAUCCUCACUCAGGACUCCAUGCAGAUGUUCCUGCCCCAGGAGAGGAGCCAGCAGCCCCUCCCCGCAGAGGGCCCCCACCUCUCUGUGCCCGCCUCAGUCAUAGUCAGCGCCCCGCCUCCUACCCAAGACCCAGCCCCGGUCACCCCCGUCGCCAAAGGAGCAGGCCUCGGCCCUCAGGCCCCCGACAGCCAGGCUUCCCCGGCUCCGGCCCCCCAGCUGGCAGGGCCCCCCACUGUGCCACUGCUGCCUGCUUUCUUGCUGCUGCCCCCACCCUACAGGGCUGCCUUCAUGGGGCAGGGGAUUGGGGAGGAGGAUGGAAAGGCAGGGCAGGAGAGGGGCUCUACAGCUGUGGGCUCCUCCUCCGAGACCCCCACGCCGCCCGACUUCCGGCUUCAGUUCCCACCCGGCCAGGGGCCCCACAAGCCCCCCAGUCCCCCAGCGACCCUCCAUCUAGUCCCUGAGCCGGCGCCUCCCCCACCGCCUCCUCGGACCUUCCAGAUGGUGACUGCCCCCUUCCCGGCGCUGCCCCAGCCGAAGGCUCUUCUCGAGAGAUUUCACCAGGUGCCGUCCGGAAUCAUUCUCCAGAACAAGGCCGGGGGAACCCCUGCUGCCCCACAGACCUCCGUCAGCCUGGGGCCCCUCUCCAGCCCCACUGCCUCUGUGCUGGUCAGCGGGCAGGCCCCAUCCGGGACCCCUGCCACCCCCAGCCAUGCCCCUGCCCCGGCACCCAUGGCCACCGCAGGCCUCCCUCCUCUGCUUCCUGCCGAAGGCAAAGCCUUUGCCAACAACCUCCCGACCCUGAGUGUGGCCAAGGCCGCCCCAUCUGGGCCAGGGAAGUCCUCCGGGCUGCAGUAUGAGAGCAAGUUGAGCAGCCUGAAGAAGCCACUCACGCUUCAGCCCAGCAAGGAAGCCUGUUUCCUGGAGCAUUUGCACAAACAUCAAGGCUCCGUCCUGCACCCUGACUACAAGACAGCCUUCCCCUCCUUCGAGGACGCCCUCCAUCGCCUCCUGCCCUACCACGUCUACCAGGGCGCCCUUCCCUCCCCCAACGAGUACCACAAAGUGGACGAGGAGUUUGAGACGGUCUCCACGCAGCUAUUGAAACGCACCCAGGCCAUGCUGAACAAAUACCGCCUCCUGCUUCUGGAGGAGUCCCGGCGGGUGAGCCCCUCAGCAGAGAUGGUGAUGAUCGACCGCAUGUUUAUUCAGGAGGAGAAGACCACCCUUGCCUUGGAUAAGCAGUUAGCCAAGGAGAAGCCGGAUGAGUAUGUAUCUUCCUCCCGCUCUCUCGGCCUCCCGUUCGCAGCCACCUCUUCCGAGGGUCACCGGCUCCCGGGCCACGGCCCACCCUCCUCCUCCACGUCCGGGGCCUCGGCCCAGCCCCCUCCGCACCUGCCCACCAAGCUCGUGAUCCGACACGGUGGGGCUGGCGGCUCCCCGUCAGUGACCUGGGCACGGGCGUCGUCCUCCUUGUCUUCCUCGUCUUCCUCCUCAUCAUCGGCCACCUCGUCCCUGGAUGCCGAUGAGGACGGCCCCAUGCCCUCCCGAAACCGCCCACCCAUCAAGACCUACGAAGCCCGCAGCCGCAUCGGCCUCAAGCUCAAGAUCAAGCAGGAGGCCGGGCUCAGCAAGGUCGUGCACAACACGGCCCUGGACCCCGUGCACCAGCCCCCGCCACCACCCCCCGCCGUGCUCAAGGCAGCCGACCCCCCACCCCGGCCCCCACCGCCACCCCCCAGCACCAGCCAGAUGAAUGGCACGGUGGACCACCCACCACCUGGCGCCCCUGACCGCAAGCCACCCACCCCGGCACCCCACUGCCCCCGCCUGCCUCUGCGGAAGACGUACCGGGAGAAUGUGGAGGCCCUGGGCAGUGGGGCCACGGAGGGGACCGUCCGGGCCCGGGGCAGUAGCCCGGCACCACCAGCCACCAAAGUGGAUGAGGCAACUAGCGGGCUCAUCCGCGAGCUGGCAGCAGUGGAGGAUGAGCUGUACCAGCGCAUGCUGAAGGGGCCGCUACCCGAGUCCCCAGCCGGGGCUGCGCAGGGCGGCAGCAGCGGGGACCCCAGCUGGGAGGCCCCCCCACUACCCCCAGCCAAACGGCGCAAGUCUGAGUCACCUGACGUGGACCAGGCCAGCUUCUCCAGUGACAGCCCGCAGGACGACACACUGACGGAGCACCUGCAGAGUGCCAUCGACAGCAUUCUGAACCUCCAGCAGGCCCCUGGCCGGACACCUGCGCCCCCGUACCCCCAUGCCACCUCCGCAGCCACCGCACCCGCCGCCACUGCCCCCGCGUCCCUGCACAGGCCCGACGCCUACCCGCCCUCCAGUCACAACGGCGGCCUCGGCACCAGGACGUUGAACAGAUAA